AAGAUAGAGAAUUCCUCUCUCCGUUUUCCACAGAAGCACAUCCGAGUACAAUCGAAGGAAUACUCGGACAUAGACGGCUCCUGCCCCGCUUUUGCUCUACAUCAGACACCAUUCUACCAAAUCGACACCAGGAGGACACAACAAGCAUAAUGGCUGUGCGUGCGCAGUUUGAGAACUCGAACGAGGUCGGGGUCUUCUCCACUCUUACCAACUCCUACGCUCUGGUUGCCAUUGGCGCCUCAGAGAACUUUUACAGUGUCUUUGAAGCCGAAUUGCAGGAUGUCAUUCCCAUCUGCCACGCAACCAUUGCCGGAACAAGAAUCAUUGGUCGUUUAACAGCUGGUAACCGUAAGGGUCUCCUUGUUCCUACGACAACAACAGACCAAGAACUGCAACACAUUCGAAAUUCCAUUCCCGACAGCGUCAAAAUUCAGCGGAUAGAAGAGCGGCUAUCGGCACUCGGCAACGUUAUUUGCUGCAAUGAUCACGUUGCCCUCGUUCAUCCUGAUAUUGAGCGCGAGACCGAAGAAAUUAUCGCCGAUGUCCUCGGCGUUGAAGUUUUCCGACAGACUAUUGCCGACAAUGUCCUCACGGGCUCAUACAUGGCGCUCAGCAACCAAGGUGGCAUUGUCCACCCCAAAACGUCCAUUCAGGACCAAGACGAAUUGUCUAGUCUGCUUCAAGUGCCCCUCGUUGCGGGAAGUGUGAACCGUGGCUCGCCUGUCGUGGGCGCUGGUAUGGUUGUCAAUGACUGGAUGGCCGUUACAGGUCUCGACACUACUGCUACUGAACUGUCUGUUAUGGAGUCUGUCUUCCGUCUGGGCGAGGGCAUGGGUCCCAGCGCUAUCAACACCAACAACAAGGACGCCAUGGUCGAAUCGUUUUACUAAACAGGAAUCGGCAAGACCGGAAGUGGAAUUGUCCUAUGCCCUUGUGCGCUUCUUUUUGCUCUCGUGUCGUUGCGUGCAACUUUGCUGGUUCGAUGUAUGUGUCGACUUCGAAUGUUUAUAUUUUCCAAAACUUCUGAUUCAUGAGUCGUCAUCAUGAUGGGGUGUUAUAUUACUUUUUUUGGGAACUACCAUUUCAAAUAGAUGACCAAUUAAAUAUUGCAUUUAUUGAUCCGCCAAAAAAAGAACAACUCUGGAAAAUAUGCCUCAAGUACAUAUCAGUACACGGAAUUGGAAAAUGCAG
Messenger RNA from Xylona heveae TC161, 1191 nucleotides. RefSeq names its product eukaryotic translation initiation factor-like protein 6. The transcript is spliced from 7 exons. Gene Ontology annotation, cellular component: cytosol; nucleolus; preribosome, large subunit precursor. The record is from RefSeq and is a predicted model, not a curated record. Gene Ontology annotation, biological process: ribosomal subunit export from nucleus; assembly of large subunit precursor of preribosome; maturation of LSU-rRNA. Bases 150 to 890 code for a protein of 246 amino acids. Lineage: Eukaryota; Fungi; Ascomycota; Xylonomycetes; Xylonales; Xylonaceae. Gene Ontology annotation, molecular function: ribosomal large subunit binding.